AUGUUGUAUAGUGCUGUUCCCCCUUCAACUGUAAAUAAUGCUUCCUCUGGAUACAACAUUUCCUUUGAUUCGACAUCAGAGGAAUUUGAUACCACGUUCCCUAUUGUUUUAAUGAAUCGAGUGAAUCCUCAAAAGCAUCUUUCCACAGUUCAAACAUGCUCCCAAAUUAUGAAGAAGCACAUGGAAAAGAUUGAUGAUAAUCAUACCAAGGUAUUCCUAAAGACAUUCCUCGCCAUCAUGUUGGGAUCUAUGAUCUGUGUGGGUCUCGCAUGCUUGAUUUACUUUACAGCUUAUGCUCACUAUCCGGACCAAGGUGUGUGGGUAUGGAUCGUUUUUCCAUCUUCCUCUAUUUUCAUUGUUCUUGGAGUUGUCGUAUGGUCUUUUAAGAGAGUGGCUCGGAUCACCCAAAUUCAUCAGGAGUGCAAGAAGGAACUUGCAGAUUAUUUGCAAAGUGAGAACCAAAACUUUUACUUUUCUCAAGGUAUUCAAUAUGUAUUGAGAUAUGAAAUAGCAGUGGCCACCAACAACAGAUAUUAUCAAACAUUCAGUUACAAGUUCCUGUUAACCAUGCCAUGUAUUGAGGUUUAUGUGAACCAUGCUCCACAAACCUUUAUUGUCGCCACACCAAUGGAAGGUUAUCAAACCACCGGUACCACAGGAAAUGUCUUUGCCAAUAAUACUGCUGUCGUGACACAACCACCAGUUUCAACAAUUUAUUCUCAACCAUUCCAACCUGUCGAUGAAUAUGCCAAGCAAAAUAGACCUUUGUUGGCCAACAAUGAUAACCAUAUUUAA
Molecule: messenger RNA, 795 nt
Organism: Naegleria lovaniensis
Lineage: Eukaryota; Heterolobosea; Eutetramitea; Acrasida; Naegleriidae
Exons: 1
Coding region: 1-795 (264 amino acids)
Source: RefSeq, a predicted model, not a curated record